Molecule: messenger RNA, 2863 nt
Organism: Ooceraea biroi (clonal raider ant)
Lineage: Eukaryota; Metazoa; Arthropoda; Insecta; Hymenoptera; Formicidae
Product: ras-related protein rab7
Biological process (GO): phagosome-lysosome fusion; endosome to lysosome transport
Cellular component (GO): late endosome; lysosome; phagocytic vesicle
Molecular function (GO): GTPase activity; GTP binding
Source: RefSeq, a predicted model, not a curated record
CGUUGCACGCCGGACGACGCGAGUCGCGCGUUCGCGUACAUCGCGUAUUUUACCUGGCGAUCGUCGCGCGAUUGAUACGCUGAUUCGAGACGGGGAUAUCUCGCUCGCGCGUGACAGGUCCCGAGCAACGCGCAGUUAAACGGAUUCCGUCCGCAUACGCGGCGCGUUUCGUUCGUAAUCCGCGUCGCGUUGUUCAGCCACUUCGUCAUAUAUUAUACCGUUGCAACAUCAGUGCGAAUAUCCCGUAGUGUUGUUCAACGUAAAAAAUGGCAUCCCGCAAGAAAGUGUUGCUGAAAGUCAUUAUCCUUGGAGAUUCAGGCGUUGGGAAAACUUCUUUGAUGAAUCAGUACGUCAAUAAGAAGUUUAGCAAUCAGUAUAAAGCGACAAUAGGGGCAGACUUUUUGACUAAGGAAGUGAUGGUAGAGGAUAGAAUAGUUACUAUGCAGAUCUGGGACACAGCUGGACAGGAAAGGUUUCAGUCGUUAGGAGUGGCAUUUUACAGAGGCGCGGACUGCUGCGUGCUGGUAUUCGAUGUAUCUGCCCCGACUAGCUUCAAAUCGUUAGAUUCAUGGAGGGAUGAAUUUUUAAUUCAAGCUUCACCUCGAGACCCGGACAAUUUUCCAUUUGUCGUGCUCGGAAAUAAAGUAGAUCUUGAAUCAAGAGCAGUGUCGUCCAAGAGAGCACAACAAUGGUGUCAAUCGAAAAACAAUAUUCCAUAUUUUGAAACUAGUGCAAAAGAAGCUAUUAAUGUUGAACAAGCUUUCCAAACGAUAGCUAAGAAUGCUUUAGCUCAAGAAAGUGAAGUUGAACUUUACAAUGAAUUCCCGGAUCAAAUCAAAUUAACCAAUGACCAAAGAAACAACGGCAGAGGUGAUUCAUGUGCUUGCUAGGUUCUGGCACUAUGAUAAUUUCACGAUGACUAAUAAGCAUGCACAGGUCAGAUUGUACAUCACACGUCACACCUGCGCGUAAACCGGACGCAGAAAAAAAAAAUAUCUAUUGCGAUGAGCUUUAUGUGUGCAGGAAGUCACGAGUAUAUUUCUUUAUCUCAAUGUGUUAUCAUACGAUCUUUAUCUGCAAAAUGUUUCAAUAUUCUUGAAAUAGUUUCGUUGAAAGUCAUUAGUGCACAAUGACGAGGUAACGAGUUAUAUAUCAUACGUAAAGGAAUGUGUACAAAUUAUCGAUACAUAUAUAUAUAUAUAUUAUAUAUACAUACAUAUAUAUAUACACACACACAUAUAAUUGUUUUUCUUUUUGUAAACGUGUGAGGGUAAGACGUAUUUAUCCGACUUCCUGACCUGAAAUGUCGCAAUUUUAAAAUGAUGUGCUCCCACUGGACUUGGCUUGUUACAUAAUGAAUCCUUUAACUUUGUUAUUUUUCAAGUCAAGGAUUUGCAUCUCGUUUUUAAGUAUUGUAAUGCUCUCUUAUCGGGUAAAACAUAUAAUAUUGGCGAAACACAUUGUGAAUUAUAUCUUUUUUAUCCCAAUCUUGAUGAUUUGUCAUCGUCGUUUACUUUACACCGUACAAUAAUGUACAACAAGGCUUUCGAAUGAUGUAGAGAUCAUCGUUAAUGCAUGAAAUAAAUACGUGGCUCGGGAACGCGGUUUUAACGGUACUGUUAGUAAAUUAUAAUAAAAGAAUUUGCUCAUAAUUUGUUAAGUACAAUUGCAUUUACAGAGAAAAGCACUAGUACAUAGCUUAUUAUUCUUAGACGGAGACCGAAUAUAUUUGCUGUCAUUAAAAAUCAUUCGUAUGAGAAUAGAACGAAAAUAAGAUGAAGUUAUAUAAUAAAGUUACUAAGACACUUUACAUGUCUCGUAAGCCAUUCUAACGAGUUCGAGAUUACAUGGAUACAGAGAUCCUUCAACCUUUUCCUCUAUUCAGAAUCUUUGAUUGUUACUGAAGUGUAAAAUUAUUAUAUUAUAUAAAGAUUUAGACACAUUUGUUGCGCGCAUAUAUUAAUGCCAAAUUUGUUAUUUUGUUCAUACAAUAAAUAUUGGAUCGGCCGGAAGGUCCGUGCGAAUUUUUUUUAACAAAAUUUAAAUGCAAAACUUUUUUAUCGAGAAUUAAUAUAAAGUUUUGCGUUUGAAUUUUAUUGAGAAAGAUCCACACGAACCUUCGCACAACCUUUGCAUUUAAAUUUUGCUCAAAAAAUUGACACGAACUUUCCGGUCGAUCCAAUAAUUAUACUACAUCGUUUUUAAGGAUGUACAGCUAUCUCGACUUAAAAGGAAAGGGAAGGAAAUCCCUUUCAACUCGUAACUUAGAAGAAUUUGCCAUCGCAUGAUCGUAUUGCUUAUAAUAUUUUUUACAGUAAAGCAUUAUUUUUGAGAUUGCUAAUCACUUCCACAAAAGUUUUAUCGUAUUCUUUUGCUAAAAUGAGAUUCCUCUCGUACCGCGAUGCACACACAUACAUACAUGCAUGCACACACACACACACACACACACAUCAGUUUCUUAAAUUUUUUACUGUACACAAGAUAAGUGGGAUCCUAGUGCGCGAAGAAUCAAUCGUCAAUUGUAUGGUCUAUCGAACAAUUCUAUGCAGAUUAUAUUUUGUAAAUAAGACAACAACAUAUACAUAUAAUCCAUUUAGAACUAUUUAACAUUGUAAUAGCGAAUCUUUAUAUCCUGAUAGCCAUAUCAAUAAGAGCAUUUUAAUUCUUGUAAUAUUUUAAUUCUACCUAUAGAUAUCUAUACAGCCUCUUUAUUAGAACAGUAAUUAAUUCUAACGGCGUGCGAUAUUUAUUUUGUUGAAAGAAGAAAAGCGAGCUUUUACAUAUAGUUUCAUGCAGAUGCGAGAAAUAUUUACGUAAUGCUGUAUCUCAGAAUUUUGUAGUAAAAAUAAUUGUACAUCCGUUA